CAGGAAGUCACGUGCUCCCGGGUGUCACGGGGAAAGGAGGCAGGCGGGGUUGGUGGUCAUCCCUGGAUAGGACGGUGAUGGCGGCGACUACUGAGACUCAGUCCCCGGACUGGGAGUUUGAUCGCUUCGAUGACGGCUCUCAGAAAAUUCAUGCCGAGGUCCAGUUAAAAAACUAUGGUAAAUUUCUGGAGGAAUAUACAUCUCAGCUUCGCAGGAUUGAAAAUGCCCUGGAUGACUCCAUUGGGGAUGUGUGGGACUUCAGUCUGGAUCCCGUAGCGCUGAAGCUUGUGCCAUAUGAGCAAUCUUCUCUCCUGGAGCUCAUCAGAACAGAAAACAAGGUUUUAAAUAAAGUUAUAACCGUAUAUGCUGCUUUGUGCUGUGAAAUUAAGAAAUUAAAGUAUGAGGCAGAAACAAAGUUCUAUAAUGGUCUAUUAUUCUAUGGGGAAGGAGCUGCAGAAUCCAGUAUUGUGGAGGGAGAUUCCCAGAUUCAGAUGGGAAGGUUUGUUUCAUUCCUACAGGAGCUUUCAUGUUUUGUUACAAGAUGUUACGAGGUUGUAAUGAAUGUUGUCCAUCAGUUAGCAUCCUUGUACACAAGCAGCAGGAAUGAAUCAAAGAUAAUUGAAACAUCAGGAGUUCAUUUUCUGACAAUGUAUGAACACUUAGGAGAGCUGCUGACUGUUCUGCUUACUCUGGAUGAAAUAAUUGAAAACCAUGCCGCAUUAAAGGAUCACUGGACAAUGUACAAAAGGUUAUUAAAAUCUGUACAUCAUAACCCGGUGAAAUUUGGAAUUCGGGAGGAUAAACUGAAACCUUUUGAGAAGCUGCUGUUAAAACUGGAAAGUCAGUUGCUUGAUGGCGUCUUGUUCCAGGGCUGUGUUGAACAACAGUUUGACUCCUCCAAUGGGGGAGUAUCUGUCUCAAAGAAUGGAACCUUUGCUGAAGAGUUUGCACAUAACAUUCGCACAAUAUUUUCUAAUGUGGAAGUUAAACUAGGAGAAGCCUCUGAAAUCGAUCAGCGGGAGCGAUAUGUGGGGCUCUGUGGCCUUUUUGUACUUCACUUUCAUAUAUUUCGGAGCGUGGACAAAAAGCUUUACAAGUCUCUCCUGGAUGUGUGUAAGAAGGUCCCGGCAAUCACUCUAACAGCCAACAUUAUUUGGUAUGCUGAUAGUUUUCUAAUCCAGAAGGUACCAGCUGCAGCCAAACUGAUGGACCGGAAGAGCCUACUUGCUAUUAAGUCUCAGAGAGAAACUUUUCUACAGACUAAGGCCCAGUCACUUACCAAAGAUGUCCAGUCGUACUAUGUGUUUGUAACCUCUUGGAUGAUGAAAAUGGAAUCUAUUUUGUCAAAAGAACAGAAGGCAGAAAAAUUUGCAGAAGACCUGACUAGCAGAUGUAAUGUAUUUGUACAGGGAUUUCUUUAUGCUUGUGGCCUUAGCAACAUCAUUAAAACAACAAUGAAUCUCUACAUGUCUAUGCAGAAGCCAAUGACCAAAACAUCUUUGAAAGCAUUGUGCAGGCUUGUGGAGCUUCUCAAGGCAAUUGAGCACACCUUCCACAGAAGGAGCAUGGUUGUGGCGGAUUCCGUAACUCAUAUCACUCAGUAUUUACAACAUCAAGCACUGAAUGCUAUUGCAGUUGCAAAGAAGCGGGUAAUUUCAGACAAGAAAUACAGCGAGCAGCGAUUGGACGUUCUUUCUGCACUGGUACUGGCAGAGAAUACACUAAAUGGACCAAGCACAAGACAGCGAAGGCUUGUGGUGUCACUAGCGCUAAGUGUUGGGACACAGAUGAAAACGUUUAAGGAUGAAGAGCUUUUGCCUCUGCAGCUUGUUAUGAAGAAACUAGACCUCAUAAGUGAAUUACGGGAAAGAGUGCGAGUUCAGUGUGACUGCUGUUUUCUGUACUGGCAUCGGGCAGUUUUUCCCAUCUACCUGGAUGAUGUGUAUGAAAAUGCAGUUGAUGCUUCUAGGUUACAUUAUAUGUUCAGUGCUUUGUGGAGCUGUGUCCCUGCAAUGAUGCAUGCCAGGCACUUGGAGUCCCAUGAAGUGUUGCUGACGAGUUAUGAGAAGGAAAUAAUGGAUGUUUUAAAUGAGCAUUUAUUAGACAAACUGUGUAAAGAAAUUGAGAAAGAUCUUCGGCUGUCAGUCCAUACUCACCUGCAGCUAGAUGAAAGGAAUCCAUUCAAAACCGGGAUGAAGGACCUGGCCCAUUUCUUUUUCUUGACUCCAGUUCGUUUCUUCGACAGGUUCAUUGACAUCAAAGCUUAUGUCACACAUUAUUUGGAUAAAACCUUCUAUAACCUGACAACUGUAGCCCUCCAUGAUUGGGCCACUUAUAGCGAGAUGAGAAACUUGGCGACCCAGCGCUAUGGUUUAACGAUGACUGAGCCUCAUUUGCCAAGCCAGACAUUAGAGCAGGGCCUAGAUGUUCUGGAAAUUAUGAGGAACAUUCAUGUAUUUGUGUCUCGCUAUUUGUACAACCUCAAUAACCAGAUAUUUGUAGAGAGGACCAGCAACAACAAACACCUGAACACCAUCAAUAUCCGGCACAUUGCCAAUUCUAUCCGAACACAUGGCACAGGAAUCAUGAGUACAACGGUCAAUUUUACAUACCAGUUUCUGAGGAAGAAGUUUUAUAUAUUUAGCCAGUUCAUGUAUGAUGAGCACAUCAAAUCCAGGCUGAUCAAGGACAUUCGACAUUUUAGAGAAGUGAAGGACCAAAAUGAGCAAAAGUAUCCUUAUGAACGGGCAGAAAAAUUCAACCGCGGAAUCCGGAAGCUCGGGCUCACCCCAGAGGGACAGAGCUAUCUUGAUCAGUUCCGACAGCUUAUUAGCCAAAUAGGAAAUGCCAUGGGUUAUGUGAGGAUGAUUCGGUCUGGUGGUCUCCACUGCUGCAGCAAUGCAAUAAGAUUCGUUCCAGACUUGGAAGACAUAGUUAAUUUUGAAGAGCUUGUGAAAGAGGAGGGUCUGUCGGAGGAAACACAGAAGGCUGCAAGACAACUGGACUCUGUUCUGAGCGAUCUCACCCGGAAUUCAGCAGAAGGUACAGAAUAUUUCAAAAUGCUUGUGGACGUGUUUGCUCCUGAAUUUCGCAGUGCAAAGAACAUUCAUCUCCGAAACUUCUACAGCAUUGUUCCACCUCUGACACUCAACUUUGUUGAGCAUUCAAUAAAUUGCAAGGAGAAACUCAACAAGAAGAACAAAGUUGGUGCUGCCUUUACCGAUGAUGGAUUUGCAAUGGGUGUUGCAUACAUUUUGAAACUACUGGAUCAGUACCAGGAAUUUGACUCAUUACACUGGUUCCAGUCUGUGCGAGAAAAGUACAUGAAGGAGAAAAGAGCCGUUUCCAAACAACAGAAUGUACAGUCUAAUAAUCAAGAUGAAAAACUGCUCCAGACAAUGAACUUGACGCAGAAGAGACUGGACAUCUAUCUCCAGGAGUUUGAACUACUUUACUUCUCGCUGAGUAGUGCAAGAAUUUUCUUUAGAGCUGAUAAAACGGCCGCUGAAGAAAACUUGGAGAAGAAAGAGAAGGAAGAGUCUUCUAAAGCAAAUGACACAAUUCCAAAUAAUUCCUCCGCCUCAGACUCCGUUAUGAAGUGAGCUCACCUCCGGAGCCCCAAGAAUAUAUCAUCUCUCAGCUUGGAUGCAUUAAAUGCAAGAGACUGGAAGCAGACAUUGCACUUCACACACAGCUCUGAUCACUGUGAUUCCCAGGAACAUAUAAAGUGUGUGCACAGUUAUCCAGCGUUAACUGUGAAAGACAUUAGGCAGAGCUAGGAAAUAGACUCCAGAUAUUUUGGGAAAAGUAAUUGGUGCGUCCUUAAAGAUUUUAAUGUAAACAUCUCAGAAUACAGGGAUCCUAAGACUGGAACAGCCACAGACCGAUGCAACACGGCAGUGAAUCUACUUGGUGAAAUUCACAUAAAUGAAGUUACAGACAUAUAUAUCUGAGAGAAGGUUAUCAGUUUGUAUAUGUGUACAUGUGCACUUUUUGUACAUCAAUUAAGUAUUGUAAAUGUCGUAUCUUCAUAUGUAAAAAUGUAUAAAAUAUAUACAUUAUUUCAACCUGC
Rana temporaria (common frog) is the source of this 4072-nucleotide messenger RNA. It is a transcript of the gene WASHC4, whose product is annotated as WASH complex subunit 4. The record is from RefSeq and is a predicted model, not a curated record. Gene Ontology annotation, biological process: endosome organization; endosomal transport. The coding region runs from base 78 to 3602 and encodes 1174 amino acids. Gene Ontology annotation, cellular component: WASH complex; endosome. The transcript has 33 exons. NCBI's taxonomy places the organism in Eukaryota, Metazoa, Chordata, Amphibia, Anura, Ranidae.